Messenger RNA from Poecilia latipinna (sailfin molly), 3573 nucleotides. RefSeq names its product zinc finger protein 502-like. The transcript has 4 exons. Lineage: Eukaryota; Metazoa; Chordata; Actinopteri; Cyprinodontiformes; Poeciliidae. Gene Ontology annotation, cellular component: nucleus. The coding region runs from base 166 to 1431 and encodes 421 amino acids. Gene Ontology annotation, biological process: regulation of gene expression. The record is from RefSeq and is a predicted model, not a curated record.
AAACUUUUGAACCAACAAUAAGGAGCUGCGUCUUCUUUCUAAGCGUUACGGUAGUCGCCCUCUUUACUACCCGGAAGGAAGACUGCUGUGUAGUUCGUUUUCAGGGCUAACACACAUAGACUGAGACCCUGCGGUGUUGUUUUGCAACAUACUUUCCUGUAAAACAUGUCCGCAGACAUGCCAGCGGCGCUCGGCAGCCUUAACAUGGAGUCGCAGCUUAUGUCCAUCAUGAACGUGUUGGUGAAAGCUGCCGUAGCGGAGAUCGUACAGCUAUUCUCGGAGAGCUCCGAGUCUAUGCGGCUGCAUCUCACCCAGAGUCUGAGGGAGAACGAAAACCUGAGGACGAGGAUGAAGGUGAUGAGGAGUGAGCUGUUUUCCCUGAAGCUCCAAACCAGGACGAACCGACCGGGCAGCCGCUUCUCUGCCUUCAGAGGCAAUGUAACCAAACCUCGGCCAAAACUGCAGGCAGUGUUUAUGAAGCCAGCACAGGGUGAUAAAACCGUUCUUGAAACUGCUUCCACCUCUGUCCCCCAAACCAAGUUGUCCUCCUCCGCUGUCCAAGUGCAGUGUGCAGAUGUGGACAGUCCAGAGGUCAUUCUGAUCAAAGAUGAGGAUGAUGUUGUAGGAUCUGCGCCCGACAUUGGUCAAAAUAACUUUGGAGAGGAUUGCAUGCAGGGUGCAGGGAAUCAGAGCUUAGACUCAUCCGGCUCAUCCUGCUUGAUCGAUAAUAACAAGCAGCUGAGGAUCGUGAAUGUUCACAGCGUGGGAGAGGCCCCUCUGCAGGAGGACGGCGACAUCCUCUUCUCUGCCUCUGAACUUCAGGCUUUGAGCGUCCUGUCUGACCACAGCAUCCCUCCAGAGACGAUUCUUAAUUUCUCGAGUGGUGCGAAUGGCCGUGCACCGGUUGGAGCGGUGCAGGAAAACUGUACUGAAGUGGUGAGAAACAUCCAACACGAAAGGGAUCCUCCCACGCGGAGAGCUUCAGCAGCAGGGAGCCAAGCAUUAAAUUCCCCCACAGUGGACGCAAAUGGACAGCCCAUCCACUUCUCGCAACAGCACAACGUCCUCCCCAACCCGAUCAGCAAAUCCCUGGACUGCGGCUUCUGCGGCGAGCGCUUCCACAGCCGCGAGGAACUUAUCGUGCACCGCGCCGGCCACACCGGCGAGUCGCCCAUGCCUUGUUCCUUGUGCAGCAAGACUUUCGCGAACAAGACCACGCUGGCCAUCCACAUGCGGAUUCACACGGGCGAGAAGCCGUACGCCUGCACGCAGUGCGGGAAGCGCUUCACGCAGAACGGCAGCCUCAAGAUCCACCUGAGGACGCAUUCUGGAGAGAAGCCGUUCUCGUGCAGCCAGUGCACCGCCAGCUUUAACAACCCGAGCAACCUGCGCAGACACAUGAUCACGCACAAUUCCACCCUAGGGCUGUGAUCUCAAUUAAGUGGUCAGGAUCCAGAUUUUUUUUUUUUUUUUUAUGACUUCCAGGAAUUUAAUGUUUUGUUUAUCAUAAGAAAACAAACCGCAGCCGCACAGUAGUGUUUGUUGAGUCAGAGUUUGACAUUUCCUGGCUUGCAGUGUGAGCAGCAGAAGAACUCCUGACUUAAUCCCUGAAAUGAAAACAAAACCAGAAAUAUGGUCCAAGUAUUUCAGAGCAUUCCUAAUAAGACAUUUAACUUUACAUUUUGUUCUUAUGUUGCAUAUGCAAAGCUCCGGUGUUAAAUACCAAACUAACCAUACAGUUGGUUGAAGUUACGUAAUUAAUUGGAGAACCGUAAAAGCAGGAUAUUAAUUUUAAUGUUUUAACUUGAUUCAGCCUAAGGAAAGCUGCUGUGAAUGUCCUGGCAAGACGUUGCGUGAGCAAUGAUGUUUAAAAUUCAAUGAUUCGGUUACUUCAGAGUCAUGCUGACACUAAUUUAGCAAUUAAAUACAGUACAAAUACAAAAGGGUAUCUUUUAUAGGUUGUAACGUAUCACGUAAGACAUUAAUAAAAGUGGCACAAAUACGGGGCCUGCUGCCUCAGCAUUCUGGUGGGUUGGUGGUUCUCUGUGCUCGGGUGAAUCUCGGCUUUUCUUAAAUCCACCUUCCUCUUUUAGGCCAGUGUCGAGCUAGCUCUGCACUGUUGGUAUUGCCAUUGCUCAUUCUUUCUGGCGCUUGCUCGACACUCCUAGACACCAUAAAACCAUUUUCUCUACAACAAAACCUCUUGAAGACCCUUAAAUGUUUAUGUCCCCUGCAACAGUGGCUGCAGAUUUCCUUCUGUAUGAGCCCAAUAUGUCACCAGUUGCUGCAUGUUUUUUUCUUUCUUUUGGAAGGAACUACUGUUAAUUCAAAUCGAUAAAGGCCUCCAUAACAUUUACUUCUUUUAUAAUGCAGUUAAUUAACUAAUUUGAUUGAUACAAUUAUUUUAUUUGUUCUCCUUUACGGUGUUAUUAAAAUUAACUGGCAUUUUUAGCUAUUGCUAAAAAUAUGCAACGCUGUUAUUUUGGUUAUUUUUAAGCCAAUAAAGUUCAUUGAGAUGACAAAGUUUGAUAACUAAACUGACCUUUUGCCAUAAAAACAGAAACACCCGUGUGUCACUGCCAAAACUUUUGAUCAUGACUGUAUUCACAUUAGCAGUGUAUCUAGAUGUGCUUUAUUCCCAGCUAUUUUAAAGUACUACUUAGUUAUUGUUAUGAAUUUUGUUGAUUGAAAGCAUUUUUUUUUAAAUCUUGCAUAAAUUUUUUUUUAGUUUUUUGUUUUGAAUUUUUCUUCACGUCAUUGUUUCAGUAAUUUGAAGCAUUUCUUGUUCAUUGAUUCUCAUUUGAAUUUAGUUCAGAACAUUGACAAAAUUAAUUAGUUUAAACUUUAUAAUUUUCAAGUAUUGUUUGAUAAAUGAUUCAAUUUAAAAACUUUUUUUUUUUUUUUUUUUAGUUGCCAAAAAAACAUAUUUCAGGUCAGAACAUAAAGCUUAUUCUAAAUUAUUGAAAACACUUUGCCUGGGCAAAUUUUAUUGUUGAUAUAUGUAAAAACUAAAAGAGCUACAAUGCCAGAAAUAUGUGUUAACUUGCCUUUUUUAAGAUUUGGGGAGCAUUAUUCUGUUUAAGUUUUAGAUUCCAAAAAAUAUUUUAAAUGAACACUUACGUUAAAAAUAAGAUCUUGAUUUACUUUCUUGUAUUUUAUUAUCAGUCAAAUGAACUUUGUAGAACAUUUUAACAUAGCAUUGAGACCUGCUUGUUUUUUCUUUUCAGAAUUUAUUUAAGAGCAAUUUUAAAGUUUAGAAAAGAAUGACUGUUCCUCUCUGGGAGCAUUAGGGGAGCUGCAUUUAAAGAUCCUUUAACACAUACUAUGCAUUUUGAAAUAAUCGUCUGAGUUUUCAUACACAGCACAAUGAAUUGUAAAAAAUAGACAAAGGAAGGCAGCAUUUCCUUGUUUUUGUGAUUGUGUGCAAUUUUCAUUUAUAAACAAACUUCCACCAACUUUAUUGCUCGAUUUCCAAGUUUUUAUACUUAACAGAUAGUUUAUGACUUGUUUUUUGUGUUAUUUGCUAUUUAGUGUCAGAUAUUCUGUCAUAAAUAAACAAUUUUCCAUACUGCA